Messenger RNA from Polyodon spathula (Mississippi paddlefish), 1513 nucleotides. RefSeq names its product transcriptional activator protein Pur-beta-like. The transcript has a single exon. Gene Ontology annotation, molecular function: DNA-binding transcription factor activity, RNA polymerase II-specific; RNA polymerase II transcription regulatory region sequence-specific DNA binding; purine-rich negative regulatory element binding. Gene Ontology annotation, cellular component: nucleus. Gene Ontology annotation, biological process: regulation of transcription by RNA polymerase II. NCBI's taxonomy places the organism in Eukaryota, Metazoa, Chordata, Actinopteri, Acipenseriformes, Polyodontidae. Bases 303 to 1208 code for a protein of 301 amino acids. The record is from RefSeq and is a predicted model, not a curated record.
GGGGCGGUUCUGUGUCACAUAAAAAUAAAAUUAAAAUAAAAGUGACCAAUGAGAGGGGCUUUGCGUCAGCGGUUACUCGGGAGGAUGAACCAAUCGCAGAGCAAGAGUGAGCGAAAUGGUGGCGGGUGAUUUUUUUUUUUGACGGGCGGCGAGGGGAGCCAGUGGUAGCACGACUUUGUGCGAGACGUCACUGCUUGGCAAGGGAAGGCAAGCCAAUGACGAGGCGGAGAUGAGCCGCGCCGGGGCGGGGCUUGCGCGGCCCCAGGGGCGGAGAGGCGCAGGAGGGAAGAAGCUGGUUGAAGAUGGCGGACGGUGACAGUGGGAGCGAUCGCGGCGGCGGGACCGGGCUCCAGCACUUCCACCGGGAGCAGGACACGCAGGAGCUCGCUUCCAAGCGGCUCGACAUCCAGAACAAGCGCUUCUACCUGGACGUGAAGCAGAACGCCAAGGGCAGGUUCAUCAAGAUCGCCGAGGUCGGGGCCGGGGGCUCCAAGAGCCGGCUGACCCUCUCCAUGUCCGUGGCGGCCGAGUUCCGCGACUACCUCGGCGACUUCAUCGAGCACUACGCCCAGCUCGGCCCCAGCAGCCCGGAGCAGAUCGCGCAGAGCUCCGCGGGGGAGGACGGCGGGCCCCGCCGGGCUCUGAAAAGCGAGUUCCUGGUCCGAGAGAACCGCAAGUACUACCUGGACCUGAAGGAGAACCAGCGGGGCAGGUUCCUCCGGAUCCGGCAGACCGUCAACCGCGGCCCCGGGUUCGGGCUCGGCGCGGGAGGAGGCGGGCCGGGCGGGGGCAUGCAACCCGGGCAGACCAUCGCUCUCCCCGCGCAAGGGCUGAUCGAGUUUCGGGACGCCCUGGCGAAACUCAUCGACGAUUACGCGGGGGAGGACGAGGAGCUGGCCGGGGGAGGAGGGGGGUCCGGCGGCGGCGGCUACGGCGAGCUGCCGGAGGGGACCUCCAUCACCGUGGAUUCCAAACGCUUUUUUUUCGACGUGGGCUCCAACAAGUACGGGGUGUUCCUGCGAGUCAGCGAGGUGAAGCCCAGCUACAGGAACUCCAUCACCGUGCCCUUCAAGGCGUGGGUGAAGUUCGGGGGAGCCUUCAGCCGCUACGCCGAGGAGAUGAGGGAGCUCCAGGAGAGGCAGCGGGAUAAACCGUACGAGAGGCGGGGCGGGGAGGAAUCCGAGGAAGACGAGGCGGAGGACGAUUGACUCUGCCUCGGUUCAGCCGCUGAUUAAACUGCCCCCACCCCCCCGGCCGAGCUGCACACGGGAAACACGCCGCAGUGACUUUACUAAACCGUCCAGUCCAAGAUCACAACUCGGGGCUAGCAACGAGAGAGAGAGGAUCUAACACAACACGCAAAAACAAAACACCGGGGAGGGAAGGGUUAAAUAAAUAUGAAUACCUGCAUGACGAGGCGAACAUUUCAAAAAUAAUGAAACGAGAAUCUUAUCGAGGAGUGAAUGCAGAACGGUGUGGUUGCAAAGAAAUAUAUAAUAAUAAUAAUAAUAAU